Parnassius mnemosyne (clouded apollo) is the source of this 1320-nucleotide messenger RNA. The record is from the annotation of a GenBank genome assembly. NCBI's taxonomy places the organism in Eukaryota, Metazoa, Arthropoda, Insecta, Lepidoptera, Papilionidae.
AUGUCGCUUGAUGAUAACAGUGCGUCUAAUUUUACUCAAGUAUUAUCAAACCUAUUUGGAGAAAUGCUUCUAGCAACAGAAGUAUCAGAUGAUAAUAAUAAUACAAAUAUUGACUUAUCGCAAUUUAUAACCGCAUUAAAGGAACAUUCACAUAAGAGCAGCAACGAUGGCAUGGAUUUUGGUGCUUUAGUGAAAUUGGUGGAUGGCUGGAGGAGUAAAUUGAAUUUGACAAAACCCAUAGAGACAACACCCUGUAAUUACUGUGAAGGAGGUUUCCGGGAAUUCAUCCUCGCCUACAACAACGUCCACGGCUACGUUAGUCUAAUCGUAUGCUUCUUCGGGAGUUUAGCGAAUGCUCUAAACGUUGCUGUGUUGACGAGACGUGACCUGGCCGCGGCUCCAAUCAACCGCUUGCUGAAGUGGCUCGCGGUCGCUGACGUCUUUGUGAUGAUGGAGUACGUGCCAUUUGCCGUGUACAGAUAUCUUAUCUUGCCUGGGCAACGUGAGAUGCCGUACAACUGGGCUGCAUACUUGCUGUUUCACAUGCACUUUGCGCAAAUUUUUCAUACAGCUUCCAUUUUUCUAACACUCUCACUGGCUGUUUGGAGAUAUGUCGCCAUAAAAUAUUCGGAUAAAAACCACAUCCUUUGCACGGAGAGACGUUGCAGCGCGGCCAUACUAAGUAGCUUUGUCCUCCCACCAAUACUUUGUGUUCCUACUUUUCUGGUAUUUGAUAUCCACACGGCCGUGGUUUUGGAACCAAGCGGGCCUAUGAUUUUAUAUCACGUUGAUUCGGACCACGAAGGACAGUUGUAUCAAAUAAAUUUUUGGGUACACGCAGUUGUCAUUAAAUUACUACCAUGUUGUAUAUUAACAGUAAUCAGUUUGUGGCUGAUACGAGAAGUUUAUAGCGCAAAUGAACAUCAAAGGAAAAUUCGAGUUUAUAACUCAUGUCCGACAAAUAAUAAGACGGGCAAACGUCAAAACAAAGCAGACAAAAGAGCGAAUAGAACUACUAAAAUGCUAGUAGCAGUGUUGUUCUUGUUCUUGGUGACGGAGUUACCACAAGGAAUCCUGGGACUUUUAAGCGGUCUACUAGGUCGAUGCUUUUUCAAAGGAUGCUACGAUCUUUUUGGAGAGUUGAUGGAUGCAUUGGCUCUGCUGAAUGGAGCUAUAAACUUCAUACUAUACUGCACCAUGUCAAGGCAGUUUCGGAUGACAUUCCGCCAACUAAUGUGGCGAGCUUAUAUUCACAAGUGGCCUCCACCUCCAGUUUCACAUUCCGAUGGUUUAAAUACGGUAAAAACAUCGGUUCCGUGA